Leptomonas pyrrhocoris is the source of this 2365-nucleotide messenger RNA. RefSeq lists its product as hypothetical. The coding region runs from base 41 to 2365 and encodes 774 amino acids. The transcript has a single exon. The record is from RefSeq and is a predicted model, not a curated record. Lineage: Eukaryota; Euglenozoa; Kinetoplastea; Trypanosomatida; Trypanosomatidae.
GUAAAAAAGAAGAGCCGCGUUUCUUGUUUAUCUUCUCAAAAUGAAAAACAGUGUCGCGCGGCAGCAGCCGGUGAAAACGUAUGAUCAUGCACCACAAAGCGAAAAUCUGCCGCUAACGAUUGGGGGCAAUUUCCACGACGACCCUAUUAAUCGUAACACUCUCCGAAAAAGUCACAAUCUCCUGCUGGAUCGAAAAGUUGAUCACGCGCCGCACACAGAAUACACAUACAACGGCUUUUCAGGUGACGCUUCCCGUAACGCCACAGGAGCGAAAAAUGGUGUCGAAGACGAUAAAGUGUGGACUGGGUGGUUUUCAGAGGACUUUUCCAAGGAUGACUUAGACGAUUUUGUCGUGCGAAUGCUUGGAUAUUUCAAAGAGACCGUACCGGAAAGCAACUUCGAGAAGGAACGCGUCGUGAGGGUUUGUGUGAGUUUUUACACGAAAGAUGACAGCAUUUCAAUUAAACAAAUCGGUGAGAGAAACAGUGGCCUCAGGGAAGGCACCAUUCUUUCUCGGCGACAGGUACCGAAAAAUGCUGCGAACCCGAAUGCCAUUUAUCAUUUGGACGAUUUUCACGUUGGCGAGGCCGUCACAAUUUACAGUCAAGUGUAUUACAUCGUGGACAUGGAUAAACGAAGUCGUCGUUACAUGCAGGAGGUUUUGAGAAUGGAAGUUCCUGAAGGGCUGCCGGUACCCGAAGAUAACUUUAGCCGCACGGCUGCAGCGGCCGCGACACGCUCCACCAAACGACUGAUCACCUCUGAUGACAUGGACCAUAAGCGCGCUGUUGAGCAGCAGCUUACCGGAAUUUACACGAAGCACUCUACGGAGGACAUUGCUAUCACAAAGGAGUUUCUGAAAAACAGCAUCAACGCUCAUUUGACAUACCUCGCUUUGUGGGAUGAUCGCGGCAACCUCAGCGGUGACUUGCAUUUCUGCCUUCUUAGAGUGUACCUGGAAAACAAUACCAUCGAGAUUGCCGAGAAUAAGUCGGAGAAUUGCGGACGCUGGGGAGGGCCGAUUUUAGUCAGUCGGCAGCGCAUUCCCCGACCCUCAGCCGACUUAAGUCAGAGCAGGUACCAACAGCACACUUACGGGAUAUUGAUGAAAAAUGAUUUUUUGUGUCCUGAAGACCUCCAGGUUGGCGAAACCUACAUGAUCUACGGCAAACCCUUUUUUGUGUAUGAUUGUGACGCUUUCACACGCAAUUAUGUGAAGGAGAAGUAUGACGUGGAAGUCAAGCCCGCAAUUGACAUUGCUCCAUUUGUCAAGACCGAAAAAAAGUCUUCUGUCUUCUACCCUCCACCGCCCAACGGGUUCGGGAGUGAAAAAGACACACGCACGAACUGGCUUUCCUUGACAGGCAAGCCGGCAAAACCCGAUCACGAAAAGCUGCAACGCGAAACCGGUCGAGUGAUGAACUUUUCUGCUAAGCUGGUUAACCCAAUCGUUCCGGGCGACGAGGAAAGGGAGUUUGUCAUUUCUUUCUAUCGUGAGACAAGCGAAGUUGAAAUCCUGGAGAAGCCGAAACGCAAUUCCGGCAUGAUAGGCGGCCGAUUCCUCGCUAAAGGAGUUCAUCGCAAAAACAUGCCAAACGGCACCACCGUUCUUUUCACUCCUGACGAUUUCCAAGUCGGAAGGACUGUGAAAAUAUACGAACGCCCCUUUCUGCUCCUCGCACAUGAUGAGGGGACACAGCGCAUCCUGGACGGCACGGACAAAGAGAUCACGGAAAACCGUAUCAAGUACCUCAUUCUCCUUUUGAGGCAGCAGCUGAAUUUGAAGUUUACACACGCAAGCGAGGCGUUUUUAGCCUUGGCGCCGCAAGGAACGUUUGGUUACGCACAACUGAAGGAGUUCCUGCGCGCAUGCAGCUGCAACAUUUCCGACGAAGAGUCUCUUCUUCUUAUGCAAAACCUGUUUCCUGGAACGAGCGGGGUGAUCAAUUACGACGAUUUCCUUCGCAUCGUUGACGUUUCGUCGGAGUCCAUGGACGAGGCUUCUCUGACAACGCGGUCGAUUCGGAACGUCGACAUGACGAAGAGCGAAAAUAUGAAAGUCAGUGCAACGUUGUCGCAGGCAAAGCAGCGGCGCAAGCAGCUCCGUGACCUGCUGCAAUUUAAACUGAUACAGCGGAAGGGAAACGUGCAAGAGCAGUUUCGUUUGCUGAGCGAUCACAGCGCCAAUUCUCGCCUCAACCGCGAAACCUUCCGCAAGUCUCUCAACUCGGUUUUGCAGUUCAACAUGAGUGAGGCAGACGAGAACACCUUGGUGGGACUGCUUUUUGACGGUGCCGAGGACGAGGACGGCAACAUUACAUACAAACAAUUUCAAGAGUUCGUCGACUCGGUGGACAUCAAUUAG